AUGCCUCUUUGUCAUGAAUGUUUGCUAGCUGAAGUCAUGGCAUUUGCGCCCCUUUCUUCCAAAACCCGCGCUACGAUACUUUCUCUACAAGUUGAGUGCCACGUUAUCAUCAAUGAAAUCUUGGUAUGCAGAGAAGACCCUGAGCUUUGCAAUGCGGACUUGUCGGGGGUCUUGGUGAAGCAAGGAGACCUAUUCAAAGCGCGAUUCGGCCCAGACUAUGAGGCAAAGCUGGGUGAUGACGAAUUGCUGAAGCACCUCAAGGCUGAUCUCGGAAAAGUGAGAGACAUCCUCAUGAACCCAGCCAGUAACAGGAAAACGUCUGAAGGCACUCAAGGCCUAGGUCCCUCCGAGCUAGCCGCAUCUCUUAAGAAUAUUGAGAUGAAUUUCGCUGGACAACCAAAAUCCGUCACAGAAAGACACAUCGGCUUCGAGGACAAUGCCAUAGUCUUAGUGGCGGAUUUUAGUGCCUAA
Messenger RNA from Colletotrichum godetiae, 471 nucleotides. RefSeq lists its product as uncharacterized. The transcript has 3 exons. NCBI's taxonomy places the organism in Eukaryota, Fungi, Ascomycota, Sordariomycetes, Glomerellales, Glomerellaceae. The coding region runs from base 1 to 471 and encodes 156 amino acids. The record is from RefSeq and is a predicted model, not a curated record.